UGCGCAGGCGCGCUGGAGGGCCUUUAGUGUCCUGGUGCGCAGGCGCCGGGGGAGCUGCCCACCGAAGUAGCAAUGGACGCGCUUGAGUCGUUGUUGGACGAGGUGGCCCUCGAGGGGCUUGAUGGCCUGUGUCUGCCUGCGCUGUGGAGCCGUCUGGAGACGCGAGUGCCGCCCUUCCCCCUGCCUUUGGAGCCCUACACGCAGGAGUUCCUGUGGCGGGCCCUUGCCACGCACCCGGGCAUCAGCUUCUAUGAAGAGCCUCGAGAGCGACCCGACCUCCAGCUCCAGGACCGAUACGAAGAGAUUGACUUGGAAACCGGAAUUUUGGAGUCCCGGAGGGAUCCAGUCGCUUUGGAGGACGUCUACCCCAUUCAUAUGAUUUUAGAGAAUAAAGAUGGCAUCCAGGGCUCUUGCCGGUACUUUAAGGAGAGGAAAAACAUAACCAAUGACAUCAGGACCAAGUCUUUACAGCCCCGCUGUAUGAUGGUGGAGGCCUUUGGCAGGUGGGGAAAGAGACUGAUCAUCGUCGCCUCCCAGGACAUGCGGUACAGGGCCUUGAUAGGCUUGGAGGGUGACCCCGACCUGAAGCUCCCUGACUUCUCCUACUGCAUUUUGGAGCGGUUGGGCCGGUCCCGGUGGCAAGGCGAGCUCCAGCGUGACCUCCACAGCACUGCUUUCAAGGUUGAUGCCGGGAAGCUCCACUAUCACCGGAAAAUUCUGAACAAAAACGGGCUCAUUACGAUGCAGUCACAUGUGAUCCGAUUACCUACCGGAGCCCAGCAGCACUCGAUCCUUCUCCUCCUGAAUCGGUUUCACGUGGACAGGAGGAGCAAAUAUGACAUCCUCAUGGAGAAGCUCUCGGGUGUGCUGAGCACACGGAGUAACCAGAUGGAGACCCUGGGCAGGCUGAGAGAAGAGCUGGGGCUGUGCGAAAGGACGUUUAAGCGGCUGUACCAGUACAUGCUGAAUGCUGGCCUCGCGAAGGUGGUGUCUCUCCCCUUACAAGAGAUUCACCCUGAGUGUGGACCUUGUAAGACAAAGAAAGGGACGGACGUCAUGGUGCGCUGCCUCAGGCUGCUGAAGGAAUUUAAACGGAAGGUCGAGGACGACCACGACCAGGACGACGAUGAGGACGAGGAGGUCAUCUCCAAGGGAGUACCCCCGGUGGACAUCGUGUACGAGCGGGACAUGCUCACGCAGACCUACGAACUCAUUGAGCGCAGAGGCACGAAAGGAAUUUCCCAAGCUGAAAUCCGAGCGGCUAUGAACGUGGGAAAGCUGGAGGCGAGAAUGCUGUGUCGUCUUCUUCAGAGAUUUAAGGUUGUCAAGGGUUUCAUGGAGGAUGAGGGCCGGCAGCGGACCACCAAGUACAUCUCGUGCGUAUUUGCAGAAGAGAGCGAUCUCAGCCGGCAGUACAAGAGAGAAAAGGCCCGAAGCAAGCUGCUGACCACAGUGAGCUUGGCCUCGGUGCAGGAGGAGUCCCUCCUGCCCGAGGUGGAGGACAGCUUCCUCUCCGACUCAGACAGCGAAGAGGAGCGCGGCAGCAGCAGCAAGAGGAAAGGCAGAGUGUCCCAGGGCGACGGGAGAGCCUGCUUCGGCGCCGGUCUCGGGACCCAGCCUCAUCACUCCACCCCAGCGAAGGGUGGCUGGAAAGUAAACCUCCACCCUCUGAAGAAGCAGCUGCCCUCCUCCCUGGCGGUGGCCGAGGAGAAGGCCUGCCAGAGCUCUGCGGGCGGGGACAGCCUCCUGGACACCAGCGCCUCCUCGUACCCCGGCGCGCCCUUUGGCUCCCACUGCAUGGAGAGUAACAGUGGCGACAUGACCGUGAUCGAAGAGGUCAGGCUUGAAAACCCAAAGGAGAGUGGCAGUUCCCAAAAGACGGGGAAACACGGCCCGGGCCAAGACAAACCCCACGAAACCUACCGGCUGCUCAAACGCAGGAACCUGAUCAUAGAAGCCGUCACCAACCUACGCUUAAUCGAGAGCUUGUUCACGAUUCAGAAAAUGAUCAUGGAUCAGGAGAAGCAAGAAGGCGUGUCUACCAAGUGCUGUAAGAAGUCCAUCGUCCGCUUGGUGCGGAACCUGUCCGAGGAAGGUCUCUUGAGACUGUACCGGACUACGGUUAUUCAGGAUGGAAUCAAGAAGAAGGUGGACCUGGUCGUGCACCCAUCCAUGGACCAGAAUGACCCGCUCGUGAGGAGUGCCAUCGAGCAGGUGCGCUUCCGGAUCUCCAACUCCAGCAUGGCAAACAGGGUUAAAGUGGUCCAGCCUCCAGCGCCUCAAGCAGAAGCUGAAGAAGAAAGUCCAGAAAAAGAGGGUCCGAGCGGAUCAGGAGACUCUCAGCUGAAUACUUCCUCCAAAUCAGAAACCGGACGGGUGAAAAAAACGGAUGAGAAAAUGGGCAUCACCCAGCUGAAAAAUUAUCACCCUGUUGUAGUUCCAGGACUUGGCCGUUCUCUAGGAUUUCUGCCCAAAAUGCCUCGCCUGCGGGUGGUACACAUGUUUCUGUGGUACCUAAUCUACGGGCACCCUGCCAGCCAUGUGCGGACAAAGCUGGGCCUUGGCAGUGAAAGAAGAAUGGGAAAGCAGGAGUCAGGCAGGAUGGGAGUCCGGCCCUUCUCCAGAAAUUACAUGGAGACCUCCUCUGAUGCCCUGCCCAAGGACAGCCUAGGGGGAACCUUCCUGGAGACUGAAGUGGAGCCCCCCACGGAGAAAGUGUAUGUGGAUGAAGCCUCGUGGAUGCGCUAUGUCCCUCCCAUCCCUGUCCAUAAGGACUUUGGCUUCGGCUGGGCUCUCGUCAGUGACAUUCUCCUCUGCCUGCCCCUUUCCAUCUUCAUUCAGAUUGUGCAAGUCAGUUAUAAGGUAGACAACCUUGAGGAGUUUCUGAACGACCCUCUGAAGAAGCACACACUGAUCCGCUUUCUCCCCAGGCCCAUCCGACAGCAGCUUCUGUACAAGAGACGCUACAUUUUCUCUGUGGUGGAGAACCUUCAGAGGCUGUGCCACAUGGGGCUGCUGCAGUUCGGCCCCACAGAAAAGUUUCAGGACAAGGAUCAGGUGUUCAUUUUCUUGAAGAAGAACGCGGUCAUCGUGGACACCACCAUCUGUGACCCACAUUACAACCUGGCCCGCAGCAGCCGGCCCUUCGAAAGGCGUCUUUAUGUCCUGAAGUCCAUGCAGGAUGUGGAGAACUACUGGUUUGACCUGCAGUGCGUCUGCCUCAACACCCCUCUAGGUGUGGUGCGCUACCCGCGCAUCAGGAAGAACGGCACCCAGGAUGAGGGCACUGAUGAGGAGGGCAGUCUGCAGAAGGAGCAGGAGAGCGCCAUCGACAAACACAAUCUGGAGCGCAAGUGUGCCCUGAUGGAGUACACCACGGGGAGCCGUGAGGUCGUGGACGAAGGCUCGAUCCCCGGGGACGGGCUGGGAGCCGCCGGGCUCGAUUCUAGUUUCUACGGGCACCUAAAGCGUAACUGGAUCUGGACCAGCUACAUCAUCAACAAGGCCAAGAAGGAGAACACCGCAUCUGAAAAUGGGCUCAUGGUGAGACUCCAGACGUUUCUGUCCAGGCGCCCGUUGCCACUCAGUGCUGGAGGCAGUGGCAGGUUGAAUAUCUGGGGGGAAGCCAGAGCAGGAUCUGAGCUCUGCACUGACAGGGAAGAGCAGUUCGAGAUGGACCGAGAGCCCACACUGGACCGGAACUGGAGAGUGAGGGGUGGGAAAAGCCAGAAGCGGAAACGGCUGAAGAAAGACCCCGGAAAGAAGAUCAAGAAAAAGAAAAAAGAAGAGUCCCCCAAAGAGAAAAACAGGAGGCUGCGUUACCACGAUGAGGCCGACCAGAGCGCGCUGCAGAGGAUGACCCGGCUGCGCGUCACGUGGUCCAUGCAGGAGGACGGGCUGCUCAUGCUCUGCCGGAUCGCCAGCAACGUCCUCAAUGCCAAGGUAUCGGGCCCCCGGGCCCCUGCCCCUCCCUGGCCUGCCGCCUCGCUUUCCCUCUCCAUCGCCAGCAACGUCCUCAAUGCCAAGGUGAAGGGCCCAUUUGUCCCCUGGCAAGUUGUGCGGGACAUUUUGCACUCCACCUUUGAAGAGUCUCUGGAUAAAACCUCCCAUUCGGUCGGACGAAGAGCUCGCUACAUAGUCAGAAACCCCCAAGCCUAUCUGAACUAUAAGGUUUGCCUGGCCGAGGUGUACCAGGAUAAAGCACUUGUCGGGGACUUCAUGAAUCGAAAGGGCGACUACGAAGACCCAAAGGUUUGUGCCAAUGAGUACAAAGAGUUUGUGGAGAAGCUCAAGGAGAAGUUCAGUUCAGCCCUGAAGAAUCCUAAUCUUGAAACCCCAGACACACUCCAGGAGCUGUUUGCCAGAUACCGAGUUUUGGCGAUUGGAGACGAAAAGGAUCUGACCAGGAAAGAGGAUGAACUUAAUAGCGUGGAUGACAUCCACUUCCUGGUGCUCCAGAACCUGGUCCAGAGCACGCUGGCCCUCUCAGACAGCCAGAUGGAGUCCUGCCGGUCGUUUCAGACUUUCCGCCUGUACCGGGAAUACAAGGACCAUAUUCUGGUGAAGGCCUUCAUGGAGUGCCAGAAAAGGAGCUUGGUCAACCGGCGCCGCGUCAACCACAUGCUCGGCCCGAAGAAAAACCGGGCUCUGCCCUUCGUGCCCAUGUCCUACCAGUUGUCCCAGACCUACUACAGGAUUUUUACUUGGCGAUUUCCAAGCACCGUCUGCACAGAAUCGUUCCAGUUCUUCAAGAAAAUCCUGGCCGCCGGCAAGUUGGACCAGCCUGAUAAUUUUUCCUUCAAAGACCAGGAUAAUAAUGAGCCUGCACGCGACAUGGUGGCAUUUUCUCUGGACGGCCCCGGAGGACACUGUGUGGCCGCCCUGACCCUCUUCUCUCUGGGCCUCAUUUCCGUGGACGUCCGGAUCCCGGAGCAGAUCGUGGUGGUGGACAGCUCCAUGGUGGAGAACGAGGUCAUUAAGAGCCUGGGGAAGGACGGGGGCUUGGACGAGGAUGACGACGAAGAGGAAGACCUGGACGAGGGCUCUGGGGGCAAGCACCGGGCCAUCGAGGUGAAAGCCCGCCAGGCCUCCCACACCAACUACCUGCUGAUGCGGGGCUACUGCGCGCCCGGCAUCGUCAGCACCCGCAACCUGAACCCCAACGACAGCAUCGUGGUGAACUCCUGUCUGGUGAAGUUCCGGCUCCGCCGCACCCAGGCGCCCACCCGGCUCUGGCCCAUCGUCACAUCUCUGGAAGAGCUCCCCGUGGGAAUAUCCUGCCUCCCCGACACUUUCACCAGGCUGAUCAACAGCCAGGAGGGCCCCUGCAGCUUGGAUGAGUUUGUCCACCAGGUGGAGCUGUCCGGGUAUGAACCUGGAGACGUGUGCGCGGCCCUGGAGGUCCAGGGGGCCAUUGCAGCCACGGGGUGCUUCGGGGUAGACCGAGUGGAGCUGAGCAGGUGGUUCUCCGCCUUCGAGGGGACAGAUGGCGAGCGCACCAGGACCUUCGCAGACUACGUCCAGGACCUCUUGGAGUACCACCAGGUGGUGGAGGUCGGCGGCAACACUGUUCGCCUGGUGGCCAUGGCCUCUGCCCAGCCCUGGCUCCUGCACUCGGUGCGGCUAAAAGGCAAAAAGGAGGAUGUGGACGCUCAAAGAGAAGACCCCCGGAGCCCCCGGAGCACCAAGAGGCGUGCCAGCUGGACGAGCAGCGAUGUGGCCCAUCAGGGUGGGGAAACCGACCUGGAGAGUCCCCAGAAGCCCCCCGCUAAGAGGCCCGCGCUCCAGGAUGUGCGCUUGGCCCUGAGCCCCAGGCCCAGAGCAGAAGAGGAGCCGGAAGCCCCGGCGCCUGCUCCGCCGGCAGCUCCCGGAGACGCGGGCGUGAGGGAGCCUGCCCCGGGGGCGCUGGAGGCCGGGCGAGAGUUCCAAGAGAAUCUGAGGGCAGCCAGCCCUCUAGGCCAGGAGCCGCUGAGCUGCCAGGCCCAGCUUCCAGAGGGAUCUGAAGACCCCAGAGGUUCGGCAGAGAGUUCUGUGGCCGGCGGCCUGUCCCAGGCAGCAUGGGAAAAGGACUGCGAGGGCAUCUCGUUCGUCGCCCGCCCGUGGCGCAUCGUGGACGGCCACCUGAACGUGCCGGUGUGCAAGGGCAUGAUGGAGGCCGUCCUCUACCACAUCAUGACCAGGCCCGGCAUUCCCGAGACCUGCCUGCUGCAGCACUACCAGGGCGUCCUGCAGCCCGUCGCCGUGCUCGAGCUGCUCCAGGGCCUGGAGUCGCUCGGCUGCAUUAAGAGGUGCUUGCUGAGAAAGCCCGCGGCCGUCUCUCUCUUCUCCAAGCCCCGGGUCCAGGAGGCCCAGGCGCCCUCCAGCUUGAGCGACAGCCCCACGGUGUUCUACGAACCCACGCUGGACUGCACCCUGCGACUGGGCCGCGUGUUCCCCCACGAGGUCAACUGGAACAAGUGGAUCCACUUAUGAGGCGCGUGCGGUCACCACGACCCCCCUUCGCACCACUGGCUCCUGAGGAGGGGCUGACCGGUGGGGGGGAGGGCUCCACUUCGCCCCCGCGCGCACCCCACCCUGUCCAGCGCACAGGGGCAGGUCAGCGCCAAGCCUCCCCUCCGGCCCGAAACUCAGAAGAGGGCCACUCGCCUGCCCGCCCCAGGGCUCCCUCCGGCUGGCCUGACACCCCGCUAGGUCCCAGCGGGAGCUGUCGGGGAGCAACCGCCAGGAGACUCCGGCCCCCACUCUCCCCCUCUUGUUCCCAGGGCAUCUCGGCCCUUGCUGCCCGCACAGACACUGCCCUCGACGCUGCAGCCUGCCUCCUCUGGGGGGGCCGGGUUGUGGCGAGUUUGAGCGGCCCUCGUGGGCCUGGACUCCGAGGGCUUCCGAGUUGUGGCCGCCGUUGGGGAACAGAGCCGCCUGCCCGGGCCCCUGGAUCUUCGGUGUGGACCUCAGCCUCAUUGUCCUUUGGCCGGUGAGAGAUCGGGAGCCCACGCCGCUCAUGCCUCCGAUGCAGAUUACAGCCACCGUGGCAGAAAGCCCGAGUGCCCUGAGUGGCAGGGCCCCGGCGGGGACUUCCUCCGCUCCAGGCAGGACAUCUGACCCAGCCACCCAGAGAGGACCCUGCGCUUCCCUUUUUAUUAGCCUGGCGAGCCGCCCGGCAAGCCUGCAGCGGGAUGGGUGCUCCUUCCUGCUGGCUUGCAGCCCAGCAGCCAUGGAGGCCUUGGAUUUGUUUGUUCUUUUCACCUCUUUUCUCUUUAAAAAAAAAAAAAAAAAAAAAAUCUCUUGGCAUGUAUUUAUUUUGGUGUUUUUUUUUUUUAAUUAAAGUGAAGUCAAAUGCA
Molecule: messenger RNA, 7337 nt
Organism: Felis catus (domestic cat)
Lineage: Eukaryota; Metazoa; Chordata; Mammalia; Carnivora; Felidae
Gene: GTF3C1
Product: general transcription factor IIIC subunit 1
Exons: 37
Coding region: 73-6471 (2132 amino acids)
Biological process (GO): 5S class rRNA transcription by RNA polymerase III; transcription initiation at RNA polymerase III promoter
Cellular component (GO): transcription factor TFIIIC complex
Molecular function (GO): DNA binding
Source: RefSeq, a predicted model, not a curated record